This is a messenger RNA of Phaethon lepturus (White-tailed tropicbird), 959 nucleotides long. RefSeq lists its product as uncharacterized. The transcript is spliced from 2 exons. The annotation marks the transcript as partial. Lineage: Eukaryota; Metazoa; Chordata; Aves; Phaethontiformes; Phaethontidae. The record is from RefSeq and is a predicted model, not a curated record.
AUGGGCCUGAAAUCCCUCAAAUUCGGCCCGAAACGCCACAUAUUUGGGCCGAAAUCCCUCAAAUUUGGGCUGAAAUCCCUCAAAUUCAGACUGAAAACCCAGAAAUUUGGGCUGAAACCCCUCAAAUUCGGCCUGAAACGCCACAAAUUUGGGCCGAAACCCCACAAAUUUGGGCUGAAAUCCCUCAAAUUCGGCCUGAAACGCUACAAAUUUGGGCCGAAACCCCUCAAAUUUGGGCUGAAAUCCCUCAAAUUCGGCCUGAAAUGCUACAAAUUUGGGCUGAAAUCCCUCAAAUUCGGCCUGAAACACUACAAAUUUGGGCCGAAAUCCCACAAAUUUGGGCCGAAAUCCCUCAAAUUCGGGCCGAAACCCCACAAAUUUGGGCCAAAACCCCACAAAUUUGGGCUGAAAUCCCUCAAAUUCGGCCUGAAACACUACAAAUUUGGGCCGAAAUCCCACAAAUUUGGGCCGAAAUCCCUCAAAUUCGGGCCGAAACCCCACAAAUUUGGGCCAAAACCCCACAAAUUUGGGCUGAAAUCCCUCAAAUUCGGCCUGAAACACUACAAAUUUGGGCCGAAAUCCCACAAAUUUGGGCUGAAAUUCCUCAAAUUCGGCCUGAAACCCCACAAAUUUGGGCUGAAAUUCCUCAAAUUCGGCCUGAAACCUCACAAAUUUGGGCCAAAACACCACAAAUUUGGGCUGAAACCCCUCAAAUUCGGCCUGAAACCCCACAAAUUUGGGCUGAAACCCCUCAAAUUCGGCCUGAAACCCCACAAAUUUGGGCUGAAACCCCUCAAAUUCGGCCUGAAACCCCACAAAUUUGGGCUGAAACCCCUCAAAUUCGGCCUGAAACCCCACAAAUUUGGGCUGAAACCCCUCAAAUUCGCACAAAUUUGGGCUGAAACCCCUCAAAUUCGGCCUGAAACCCCACAAAUUUGGGCUGAAACCCCUCAAAUUCG